AUGGCCGUCGCAGAGACAGGUGUCUCGGGGCCGGCUUCAAACGCGCCACGUCCUACUGGUCGCCGCGCAUUUGGGGGCCAUCUCACGUCGGCCACGGAUGAUGGUAAUGAACCUGCCAACACGGGCCCCUCUGCGCCGAUUGGUCUCAGCGCAGAGGCCGCCGAGUUUGUGCCUGGACAGCCAGUGGUGUACCAAAGCAAGGUGGCAAAACUUUCCCCAUCACGCCCGAAACAGACUCGGCCAAAGUUGCCAAAGUCCACGGCAACCGACUUGGCUACGCGCAUUCACGAAGACAUAAGCAAUUCCAACUAUGAAUGCGCAGUUUGCACAGACGAGGUCCUCCGUACCUCCCAUAUCUGGUCCUGCAGCCUCUGCUGGACGGUUGUCCAUAUGAAGUGCGCCAAGAAAUGGCAUAGCAACCAGAUGAAGAAGGAGGAGCCUCGAUCUGCGCAACCGCAAAACGAGAACUCUUGGCGCUGCCCGGCUUGCAACUCCAAGCUGUCGGAUGAUCCAGGCACCUAUCAUUGUUGGUGCGGCAAGGAAAUCAGCCCAAAGCCCGCCAGCCAGUCGCUACCGCCCCAUUCCUGUGGCCAAACAUGCUCGAAACCGCGGCCAACAUGCCCUCAUCCUUGUCCGCUUCAAUGUCAUUCUGGUCCGUGUCCGCCCUGCAGCCUUGUGGGCCCAGAGCAAUCGUGCUUCUGCGGCAAGAACUCGUCGAGAAAACUUUGCAGAGAAACAGACUACGAAAAUGGCUGGAGCUGCCAAGACAUUUGUGGCGAUUUGCUGCCUUGUGGUGAGCAUACUUGCGAAAAGCCUUGUCAUAGUGGGCUUUGUGGCGAAUGUCCAGUGCAAGUAGAUGCCACGUGCUUCUGCGGCCGCGUUGCAAAGCAAAUUCCUUGUUUCGAACGAGAUGAUCCCCAAGACUCAUAUUCAGUUUCGAAGGAGGAAUGGUUUGAAGGCAGCUUUAAUUGUCAAGCCACCUGUCAACGAAAGUACGACUGCGGACAGCACGAAUGUUCCCAGGUCUGCCAUGCCCAGGAUGAAAGCCCAGCUCACUGUCCCUUUGCCCCAGAUGUUGUCACUCGUUGUCCUUGCGGAAAGGCUUCUCUAAAAGAGCUUCCUGGAUACCCGAGAAACAGCUGCGAGGAUGUUAUUCCGCACUGUGAUAAGCCGUGUGAAAAGAAGCUUUCUUGCGGUCAUCUCUGCAAGUCAACAUGUCACGCCGGCGACUGUAGCAGUUGCGUAGUGGAGGUUGAUAUCAGCUGCCGUUGCGGCAGAACCAGCGAGUCGAGAAUCUGCCAUGAGCGCGACGAAAAUCGACCGACAUGUGCUAGAACAUGCGGCGCCAACAUGAGCUGUGGCCGUCACAAGUGUUUGGAAAUCUGCUGUACAGGGGAGAAGAAGGGCACUGAACGACAGGCAGCGCGACGACGCAACAGAAAUGCGGCUCCAGCAACAGCUGUGGAAGCUGAACAUAUAUGCAUCAGGACUUGUGGCCGCGCUCUCAAGUGCGGUAGCCACAAUUGUCAGCAAAUAUGCCAUCGAGGUGCUUGUGCGAGCUGCCCUGAAGCCAUCUUCACAGAAAUUAGCUGCGAUUGCGGCCGCACAAUCUUACAACCGCCACAGCCCUGCGGCACAGUUGCACCGGAGUGUCGCUAUAAUUGCUUACGUCGCCCAGAGUGUGGACAUCCGCCAGUUGAGCACCAUUGCCACCCUGAAGAAGCCGGAUGCCCCAAGUGCCCCUUUCUUGUUGAAAAAUGGUGCUCUUGCGGAAAGGAAAAGCUACAUAGCCAGCCUUGCCACCUCCAAGAAGCAAGAUGCGGCAAGCCUUGCGGAAAGAAGUUGAAGUGCGGUCUACACUUUUGUAAAAAGCUGUGCCAUCGAACGGGAGACUGCGAGGAUAUUGCGCUGGAAGACGGCCGAUGCGGUCAAGUAUGCGGCAAGAUAAAGAUGUUCUGUGAGCACCGUUGCCAGAAUGGUUGCCAUGGCCAGAACCCAUGCAAUGAAACGGCAGCAUGUUCUGGUAAGACAGAAAUUGCAUGCCCUUGCGGCAUCCGCAAGCAGGAGGUCCGAUGCCUUGCCAGCAGCACCAAUCCUGAACCCGCGCGACCUGAGCUCAAAUGUGACGAUGAGUGCUUGCGACAGGAGCGCAAUAGACGCCUUGCUGCGGCGCUCAACAUCGACCCAGCGACGCACACCAACGACCAUGUACCAUACUCUGACGAGACCCUCGCCCUGUUCAAGGAGACGCCGACAUGGUGCGAGACGCAGGAGCGUGAAUUCCGCGUCUUCUCGCAAAGCCCGAGUGAAAUCAGAAUCCGCUACAAACCCAUGCCCAGCAACCAGCGACGGUUCCUGCAUGUCCUGGCCGAAGACUACGGUCUGGAAAGCCGCAGUGAGGACAGCGAGCCAUUUCGCUACGUGCUGGUGCAUAAAGGCCCCCGGUUUGUGUCUGCGCCCAGCAAGACCAUUGCGCAGUGCGUCAAGAUCCGCACCACGCAGGAAGCUGCCGCCGCCGCUGCUGUGAAGCCGCCGCUGGCGCUCAGCGAGACGGAGCCCCUCAACGCCUUUCUCCUCGCGUCGCCGCGCUUCGGCCUGACGACGGACGAGGUGGGCGUCGCGUUGGCGGCCGACCUCGCCGAGCAGCCCUCUUUGCACUUUCAGAUUGAGUAUAGGCCGUGCGACGAGGUGCUCCUGCGUGCCACGGUGCGGUACUCGUCGUUUCUGUCGGCCGCCGGCAUCGAGACGGCCCUGCGCGCGCUCAAGAAGAGCGUCGCCGACCGCGUCCGCAAACACGACAUGGCCGGCCACGUCUUCCUGUGCCACGUCGACGCGGCCGAUUGCAUCACCCGCCGCGAGGAUCUUGGGCGCCAGGACGGCGUCGGCGGCUGGAGCGCCGUCGCGGGGCGCGCGGCGGCCAAGAAGGAAACGGCCACGACGGCGCCGGACGUGGCGGCGGCCAAGGGCUCGGGACGGCGUCUGCUGGGCCUGCGCAAGAAGAGAGUCGAUCAGGGUCCUGAGCGGCCGUGGGCAUCGCAGCUCGACGGCGACGUGGAGUGCUAG
This is a messenger RNA of Cordyceps militaris CM01, 3063 nucleotides long. RefSeq names its product NF-X1 finger transcription factor, putative. Gene Ontology annotation, biological process: negative regulation of transcription by RNA polymerase II. Gene Ontology annotation, cellular component: nucleus. NCBI's taxonomy places the organism in Eukaryota, Fungi, Ascomycota, Sordariomycetes, Hypocreales, Cordycipitaceae. Gene Ontology annotation, molecular function: DNA-binding transcription factor activity, RNA polymerase II-specific; RNA polymerase II transcription regulatory region sequence-specific DNA binding; zinc ion binding. The transcript is spliced from 3 exons. The record is from RefSeq and is a predicted model, not a curated record. Bases 1 to 3063 code for a protein of 1020 amino acids.